This is a messenger RNA of Staurois parvus, 770 nucleotides long. The record is from the annotation of a GenBank genome assembly. Lineage: Eukaryota; Metazoa; Chordata; Amphibia; Anura; Ranidae.
GACAGGCAUCGUGCCCCCAGAGCGGGGCGGGUGAGGGGUACAGGCAUCUGCCCCCAGGCGGAGCGGCGGGCGCGCGUGCCCCGUGAGCAGGCGGGGCGACAGGCAUCGUGCCCCACAGGCGCUGAGCGGGCGGGCGUGGGGCACCGGACCCCCAAAUGGAGCGACAGGUCUCGGGCCCUCAAGGCGGAGCGGCGGGGCGCCGGACCCCAGGCGCGGGGAGCGACAGGUCUCGGGCCCUCAGGCGGUAGCGACAGGUCUAGGGCCCCCAGGAGCGGGGCGGCGGGCGCCGGAUCCCCCAGGCGGGAGCGGCGGGCGGGCGCUGGACCCCCAAGCGGAGUAGUAGCAAUACAAGGUCUCUCGGGCCCCCAGGCGGAGCGGCGGGGCACCGAGUCACCAGGCACGACAGUGGGGCUCCGAGUCAACUGGUAUGACCGCAGGCACUGGGUCAGACAUUGUAUGGUCUGGCGCUGGACAGCGGCAUCGGGUCACCAGGCAUCAGGUCAUUUGGGCUCGACAGCGGGCACCGCGUCAGGAUCUGGCAACGGCAGUGUGGGCUCUCGAGUCAACUGGUAUGACCGCGGGCACUGGGUCAGACAUUGGAUCGUCUGACCGGACAGCGGGCAUCGGGUCACCAGGCUCAUCAGGUCAUUUGGCUCGACCGCAUAGGGCACCGCGUCAUCUGGCAAGGCAGUGGGGCUCCGAGUCCAACUGUAUGACCACGGGGGUCACUGGGUCAGACAUUGGAUCGUCCUGACUGGACAGCGGGGCAU